Messenger RNA from Brassica napus (rape), 1614 nucleotides. RefSeq lists its product as uncharacterized. The transcript has a single exon. Lineage: Eukaryota; Viridiplantae; Streptophyta; Magnoliopsida; Brassicales; Brassicaceae. Bases 1086 to 1316 code for a protein of 76 amino acids. The record is from RefSeq and is a predicted model, not a curated record.
GUGUUUUAUAAAUUAUUAGACUUAUAUACAUGAAAAUAUUAUACCUAUACUUGAUGAAUAGAAUAUUUUAUAUUUUAUUUAUAUAUUAUAUAAAUUGAUUAUGAUAUGUGGUUUUUACUUUUUAUUUAUUACUAAUAAAUAUCAGAAAAUAUUUAAUAUGUUAAUACAAAAUAUAUUAGGAAAUCUAUUGGAAAAUCAUUUUUGAUUAAGAUUCGAUUAAGAAAAUCUAUAAUUUAAAUUAGAAAAAGAUAAACAUACUUAAAUAUAGAUUCAAUAAAUAUUUCAAUGACAUGUCAAUGUAAUUAAGUGGUCAAAUUAAGGAGUAAUCUAAUUUUGUAAAACCCCUUUUAAUAGAUUAUAUUAGAUAGCUAAACCAGUAGAAAUAAGACAAGUAUACAAUUGGUACAGUAUAAAAGUGUCAGAAUUUUUUUUAUGAAGAAACGAUGGUUAUUCUUUUCACUACUUCUCUCCUACUUUUCUUUAUUAUAUCAUUUUCUUUUGUUCAGGUACUGGUUUACAUACCCCCGCAGCGUGUGCUCUGAGUUAUAUAUUAGGUUAAAUGAAACUAAUUCACAAAAAUAUUUACAUUUUCUUUGUUAAGCAUAUGAUGGGCCUGGCUUCUAAUGGGAUCAUAACCGUUUUAAUAUUCGAAUUCAUCGGGACCGGGUUCGGGUCUUACAAGAAUGUAUAUCAUGUCCAUAUAGAUAAUUUGAAGAGGUAGUUGUUAAAAGAAAAGGAUAAUUUAAACAUGUAAAACGUGAAAAUGUUAUAAAUCAUUUUGAAAUAUAGCGAAAGAAAAAUAAAUAAAGACCAUAAUGUGAUAGCAAUUAAAUCCACCAAUCAUGGCAGCAACUAAAACUUUGGCUAAUAGACACAAAUAUUUUUGAACAAGAAGUUUGACUGAUUUAUUUUGGUUUACUGUUGAACGUUGACUGAUAUUUAAUUGAAAGACACCGUGACUAUAAAUAGAGACUACUGCAUCACACACUUAAGUCAUUCAGAAACAUAAAGAAAAAGAAAAAUAAGAAGAAUAUACACAAAUUUAGCAACAAAAAAUUACACAAGAAAAAAUUACACAAGAAAAAAUGGGGAAAGUAAUGAGCAUGGUGUGGAUAAUGAUGAUACUAGCCGUAAUCGUCAUAGAAGGUGAAGCAAAAUCGGAAAUUGAAUGCAGUAAGAUCUGUCGUGACCAUUGCAAGCGCUCAUCACCAGCGUCAGAAUGUGCAGCUUGUCGUACAGUAUGUUACAAGUCUCCACCAGUUGCAAUGAGAAGAAGGAACCGUCGCAUGGUUCCGGAAGUACACAUACAACAAUAGAUACUACUUGUUUUUAUUUAAAUAUAUGUAACGAUAUAUACAGAUGGUGAUUUAUAUAUGUAUGGAUGUUGAGUCGUCCAAACCUUUUAAUACUUUUAAAAUCCGCGCCUUGUGCAGGAUAAACAUUAUAUAUAAAAAUUAUUUUAUGUAUUAUAUGUUUUAUAUUAUGAAAUAAUAAAUAUAUAUUGAAUAAUUAAAAUUCAGUAACUAUUUCAUAUAUAAUUAAAUUGGUGCAAACAUAUAAAUAAAUUUUAUUAAUUGAAACAAUAGUUUUUAUAUUUGAUAGGAUAUAUAACUA